AUGCUGCGCACCUGUAGGCUUCGCCACUUCGACACCUUGCGUGGUAUAGCACAAAAGCCCUUGGAGGACACCUUCUCGGGUGGGCUUGUGCAUUUGGUCCCUGACGUAGGCCGGGAGUUGCGGAGUUGUGGCAGCUGGCUGGUGGUGAAUGGAUGGCUGGUGGGUUCAGAGCUGGUGAGGGAUUUGAAACUCCAGGUCAUUGAUCUGCAGGAACGUGGCAUUGAUUUGAGCUCUUCGGGCCCCUUCACUUUGAUUUCUGAGAUUCGGGACUCAGAGGCCGCUGACAAAGCAGCCUACGAUCGUGCCUUGGCUCACACAGCCCCCGCUCCAGGAACAUCCUCCACGCCUGAGGCUCCCCAUCUGGAUUCCGAGCGUGAGGCAGCGGCUCGUGCUGUCGGUUGUUUUCUGAGGAGGGCACUUCGUGGGGAACCUCGUGGUGCAUCGGGGCGGGACCGCAUUGGCCUUGCCUCGAAGUACUGGAUCGUGGUGCGGUCGUUUGACGACCAGGUGUUUUCUCCCGUUCGAGUGGUUCGCAAGUGGGCAUUGGCUCGUGAUCUAGUGAAGCGUGGUUCAGAGCUCGGUGAUUCGAUCUUCGUUGGCCUCCCAGCCAUUCAGGACAUCCAGCAGGCUAUCACUGCAGGCCAAAGUGGCCAGCCAGUUCAUCUACAGAUCAUUUUGGUGUCUCAGUUUGAAGGCAAGACACUGGUCACAAUCCCUUUUUCAGGAUGGCAUCGGUUGAGAGCUCAGCGGAUGGUCCCGCCGGACACCUUGACCAAAGCCACCCUCGUCGAAGUUGUUGUUGCAGAGCCGGACGACCGGCAUGCUGUCUCGCCAAUCGAGAAUUCAUUGAAAGUUUGGGUCGGAUUUUUGAAGCCGAGCCUAGUUCCAACCAUUUUGUUUCCAGAGGAGGGCGAAGAUCUAGACGAGGACACUCUCCUCUUUUCUCCAGACGGCUCAUUGGGCAUCUACCCCUUUGCGGAAGGCUUGGUGGAGGUCUGUCAGGAGCAUUUUGCUUUCUUUACGGCAGUGGAGCACCCAGCGCCGGAGCCCGGCAAGGUCGACGUUUCUGGGUCUCACGAUCUGCAAUCCAGAGUCUUGCAAUUGGAGGAGACUAUGGCUACUGUGACGACAGGCAUUCAAGAGCUGAUUCAAAUGCAGAAGACGCAGGCUGCCAAGUUGCCUCAGCUUCCAUUCACGGCUGCUCCUCCGGCAGAACAGAUUUCCAAGCCAAAGGUGAAGGCCUCUCCUGUGCAAAAGGGUGCAAUGGCAACAGCCGAAUUCCCUUUGUUGGAUCAAGCUGUUGUUCGGGCGGCGCAGCAAGCGGGAGUGGCAGACUCAGCUCUCCAAGAGAUGCAAGCGUUGAUGGCUUCGGCAGGCAAGGCCAGAACUGUCAGAGAGCCUCGACUUCCUCCCAAGGUCAAGGCAGGCCCAUUGUCCGAAUCGGACGAGGAGCCGGAUGCAGACGCUGCUGGAUCGGGCGACCUCGAACCUGCUGCGAGUUCAGAUCCGAUGAUGAAAGCUCUAGGCAAGUUGACCGACAUCAUGGACGUCCUUACAGCCGAAAAGAGAAAGAAGAAGUCGACUUUGGAGGCUGCAUUGGAUGGUGUUCAUGGCGGUGGAUCGGAGUCCGUCGGGUCGGGUGCGGGCAAGCGCUCGGCGAUAGCUCGCCGGGCUCUUAUGAAGUCACUGACCGCCAGUCCUCACGAGAUCUCCCGCAACAUCGAGAAGCUGAUGAUGGAGGACCUGGCAGGCCGCACUCGCACUCCUGGAAUGCCGGAACCGGCCCUGUCCGCGAGAGCUUGGGUCGAGCACCGCAGUUUCAUUGGGGCAUACAAGACUCUGGCUCAUGCGGCUUGGGGCAUCAGCGGUGUGUUGGACUGCUUGAUGAUGGAUCGGGUGGAGGAAGCAAGAGCCCGCAGCUGCUUGCUGCUUCUGCAGAUGGAUCAGGCUGCAGCAGACAGGGGCAGUUGGCAGAUGGCAGCCACCUUGAGUUUGGAGGCUCCUCCGCCCUUUGCAGUAUUGGCUCAACACCAUCCACCAGAUGUCUCAAUGGGGGAUCCACCUUUCAGCAAGCUGCUCGAUCCUCGCUGGUCGGAGGUGGCCUUGGCGCACCUUCGGGACACAGAGGACUACCUGGACAAGCGCAGGAAGCUCCAAAAGGGCGGCAAGAAAGAAGACACCGCCAGCGGAGACGAUGCUCAGCCCAAGAGGAAAGCCAAAGCCCGUCCAAAGCGCAAUGUUGACGGGCUCUGGAGAAAACGGCUCAUUUCUCUGCAGUCGGUUCUUUUGAGUUGGUUGGCCUUGGGAAGACCGGCACGAGCACCACGAACGAUGGGCCUUGGCACACCGUUGUCAGCCAAGCAGUGGACAGCAAUCUCCGUCCUUAGGCAUUUGAACUUUGAUGGAAAUACACCAGAAUUCAUCGAUGCUGAUCUCAUGGGCCGGGGGGCUGCCAAAUUUGAAUCCUUUGAGGAUGCAUUGGGAGCUCUCUGCAAAGCCAUGGCCUCAGUUGACCUGCAGUCGCAUGGAUACUACACAGAUGCUUUGUCCCGACCUCCGGUUGACUAUGACCAUGCGGCUGUCACUUGUGGCAAGGUGAUAGGGAAGAUGCAAAAGAUGAAUGUGAGUCCAGCCAAAGACAUUGAGGCUGAUCGGAUUGAAUUCCCAAAUCCGCCUGCUUUCGACCCGGUCCCUUUGCUGGAUCAAGAGACUGCUGCAGUGUAUGAGAGGCCUUUGGAAGUGGGCCCAGAACUUUCUUCCAUUACAGAAGCAAUUCCAGUCGUGCACAUUCGGGCCAGUUCGAACAACAAGCUUGAACUUUUGAAGAAGCUGGCAGACUCGAAGCGGCUCAAAAUCAAUCAGACCAGAGACCGCUUGAUUCUGGACGCUCGCCCUGCAAACUUAGCUGAUGCGGUGCUACACAGAUGGUGCAAGAGCAUGGCUUCCGCUGCCGCACUGGCUGACAUUGUUCUGGAUCCUGAGCAAAUACUGUUGGCCUCGGGCGAGGAUCUGCGAGACUUCUUCUACCAGUUCACAGUGGGAGACCAGCGAGUGAGGCGCAAUGCCUUGGCUGACCCCCUUACUCUGCAGGAGGCUCGAUAUGUCUUCAGCGAUUGGCUGGAGGGCUAUGAUAGCCCCGUUUUCUGCGGGCUAGCCACCUUAGCCAUGGGCGACCAAAACGCUUGUGAGUUUGCUCAGUGCUCACACCUGGCCAUGAUGCUUGAAGCUGGAGUCCUCUCACAGGAUGAGAUGAUAUCCCUGCAAGGGGACAUACCUAGAGGGCUGCUUUCAGUUGGCGUGAUCAUAGAUGAUCUUGUGUUGCUUGAGAAGCUGCUCAGAGAGGACUGGCAAAGCGUGUUGGAUGGUGUGCAGACAACAGAAGCAGACAAGCGGCUUGACAAAGCAUUGAGCUCUUAUGCAAAGCACGGCCUUGAGGUCAACUUGAAAAAAGAGUUUCGUAAUCAAGCUUUGUCCCGGUUUUGGGGAGUCGAGAUUGACGGUGUUAAGGGUUUGCUGCGGGGUUCUUCAUUGCGGCUGUGGCCUUUAGUGGUGAUUACAUUGCGCGUUGCCAUGCUUGGGCUCAGUUCGGUGACACUUUUGGAGGCCAUUGCAGGUUCCUGGGUAUCGUUAUUUGCAGUGCGGCGUAGGCUGUUGUGCACUAUGAAUGUUAUUUUUGACGCACUGGGGUUUUCAGAGCAAGCAACUAUCCUGAGGCUAUCACCUGAGAUGCGCAGUGAACUUUGGUGUAUUGCACUUUUGGGACCCCUUUCUGUUUGCAACCUCCGUGCCCAGUACGAACCCUUCGUUACCUCGACCGACGCUUCCCUCGACUGGAUGGCAGCUGUGAGAGCACCUGCACCCUUGACGCUCGUGUCUGAGGUUGCCCGCCGUGGCUUGCGCAAAGGGCGAUGGACUCGCCUCCUACCUGCAGACAAGUCAGAGCUAGCAGUCGCCAAGAAUGACUUUGAAUGUGCGGACUUGCAGUCCAAGUACAUGCCAGAACUGAAGCCUGCUGCAAGGCUGCCUCGAACGAAGCGAUGUUUUCUUGAUCAUGCGUUGGCCGCUGUGAGCGAAGCUUCGCCCGACGGUCAGUCGGGUUUGAACUCAGCAGUCUGUGCGAAGUGCUUGGCUCAGCGGCGGCAAUACAGUGUGGCUGGAAAGGAGAUGCGAGGCUCGAUGUUGCCGGCUGCAGCCGCACUGGUUCUCUCCGUGCAGGGGAAGCCAAAACUCCUGGUCCUCGGCGGACCAGAGCAGCCAGGUGUUGAAGCCAUCCUGGGUGACCUGGUGCUGCUGGUUCACUGGGACCAAGCGCAGCCCACGCUGUCGGUGGAGCAAGUGGCCGCCUUUCAACUUCAGGUGAAGCAGGAUGCUGUGGGCGAAAGGAAAGAUCUCGAACCUGAGGCCCGUGACGGGCAUCAUCGAAAGGAAGAACGGGUUCCAUGUGACGUCAUUUUUUUUGCUCCAAGUAGUUUUGUUUCUUUUUCCGAGGUCCAUGUUCCUUUUUUUUGUCGGCAAUUGGGGGUGCAUUAGCGCCUCAGCCGCCAGCCCUUUUUGGCUUAACCGUGGUUGAUGACAUUGUUG
Durusdinium trenchii is the source of this 4581-nucleotide messenger RNA. Lineage: Eukaryota; Dinophyceae; Suessiales; Symbiodiniaceae. The record is from the annotation of a GenBank genome assembly.